AUGAUCGACCGAGCCUCAUCUGCCUUGCACAAGCUAGAACAUACGAUCCCCAUCCCCAAUCCACUGACGACUACUCCCUUCACCAAUACACAAAUCAAUUCAUCAAUUCAUCAAUUCAACAUGUCAACCUCAGACUUCGACAGUCGCAGUGACUCCUUUCGCAGCUCGACAUCAGCGACCGAUACUCCACAGACCAGUCGAUCAAUCCUUUUUGAUGAGGACUUCAGUGGAGUCUGGCACACAGAUCCGGAAUAUAUCCUAGUUGUUGGAGGCCUUGGAUAUAUUGGAAGUCACACAUGCCUAGAGUUGUUGAAGGCAGGGCACAAUAUCUUGAUCGUCGACAACCUCAGCAACUCUUUCCGAAGUGUGUAUGAUCGGAUAUCGACCCUUGCCAACAAGUACCACGACGAACGAUGCCAGCAAACACCUUUGAUGCGCCUAUGCGAAGCCGACUACCGCGACGAUGCAGCUAUCAGAGAGAUUUUGAGUUCAUAUGUCAAGCCGGCAAGUCUGCACGGCGAUGACACUGAAGACGCGCCCAUGCGGUCGUCGAUUAAGGGUGUGAUCCAUUUCGCCGCAUACAAAUCGGUUUCAGAGAGCAUUGCAAACCCUCUCAAGUACUACGCCAACAACGUCGCUGGAAUGAUCGAGUUCUGCUCUGUUCUAAGCAACUUCAACAUCAAGACAUUUGUCUUCUCCUCUUCAGCAACAGUGUACGGUACAGUCGCAAAUUCAGGUUUGCCUCUGCGGGAAGAAUAUUGUACUCAUCAGACUGAGUCCUUCGUCGAUUACGACGGCGCCACCAAGACGACUGAGGGAGGCUGCUCCGGUCUCACCAACCCAUAUGGACGAUCAAAAUGGAUGUGCGAAUCCAUUCUUUCCGACCUUGCUCAAGCAGACCCAGAGUGGACCAUCCUCGCCCUGCGUUACUUCAACCCUGUUGGCUGUGACGAAUCUGGGCUCCUCGGCGAGGACCCAAAGGGUAUUCCAACGAAUCUCAUGCCUGUGGUAGUGAGAGUCAUGACCGGAGUCUCCCCAGAACUCAACGUCUUCGGCACGGACUAUCCCACUCCAGACGGAACAGCUGUCCGAGACUUCAUCCACGUGACUGACCUUGCUUGUGGUCACGUUGCAGCGCUAUCUUCGGCAGCGGCUGGCUCCCUGCCCAAGGGAUUCCGAACCUACAAUCUAGGUAGCGGCAAGGGCUCAUCGGUCUAUGAAGUUGUCGGCGCUCUGGAAGCAGCUUCAUCAACAAAGAUCCCGAUGCGCAAGGUACCACGUCGCGAGGGUGACGUCGGGUCGUGUGUGGCGAUGCCGCAGAGGGCGGAGGUUGAACUCAAGUGGAAAACAAAGAAGUCGCUGGAAACGUGCUGUAGAGACAUCAUGAAUUUCCUGGCUCGUCAAAAGGAGGUGCAGGCCUGA
This is a messenger RNA of Cadophora gregata, 1422 nucleotides long. RefSeq lists its product as uncharacterized. The record is from RefSeq and is a predicted model, not a curated record. The transcript is spliced from 2 exons. The coding region runs from base 1 to 1422 and encodes 473 amino acids. Lineage: Eukaryota; Fungi; Ascomycota; Leotiomycetes; Helotiales; Ploettnerulaceae. Gene Ontology annotation, cellular component: cytosol. Gene Ontology annotation, molecular function: UDP-glucose 4-epimerase activity. Gene Ontology annotation, biological process: beta-D-galactose catabolic process via UDP-galactose, Leloir pathway.